This is a messenger RNA of Lachnellula hyalina, 513 nucleotides long. RefSeq lists its product as uncharacterized. Gene Ontology annotation, cellular component: membrane. The transcript has 3 exons. The record is from RefSeq and is a predicted model, not a curated record. The coding region runs from base 1 to 513 and encodes 170 amino acids. Lineage: Eukaryota; Fungi; Ascomycota; Leotiomycetes; Helotiales; Lachnaceae.
AUGGGAUUCAUGGGAUUCAUGGCCUUUGGAUUAGUCCACCUUCUGCGGAUUGCCCAGCUUAUCCUUGCUGUCAACGUUCUUGCACUCUCGGGUUACGGAUUAGUUGCCCAUUGGUAUAAUGCCGACACCUUAACCGCACCGCCUAAACAAAUCGACUUCUUGAUCUUCGUCCCGGUCUUUUCUUUCAUCUCUGUCUUCUACCUUGAGUUUGUUCCGCGCUUUGCGCCGAAGGCUUCUCACCCAUACGCACUCUUUGUAGUCGAGAUCUUAAACACCUUGUUCUACUUUUCGGGAUUUAUCGCACUUGCUGUCUUCAUCGGCAGACUGCUCUUCUGCCGUGGUUCGGUCUGUUCGGCAGCCCGAGCAGAUGCUGUAUUCGCCGCCUUUAGCUGGAUUCUAUGGGCUGCUAGUUCUGUUGUUGGUGCUUUGAAGAUCUUCAGGGGCGGAUUUCAGAACAUGAAGACGGAUCACCAAGCAUCUUCGGUCAUGAAGGAAGUGCCUGCUCAGCCAUAG